Glycine soja is the source of this 2280-nucleotide messenger RNA. RefSeq names its product pentatricopeptide repeat-containing protein At2g04860. The coding region runs from base 101 to 2245 and encodes 714 amino acids. The transcript has a single exon. Lineage: Eukaryota; Viridiplantae; Streptophyta; Magnoliopsida; Fabales; Fabaceae. Gene Ontology annotation, biological process: RNA modification. The record is from RefSeq and is a predicted model, not a curated record. Gene Ontology annotation, molecular function: protein binding; RNA binding.
UUCCACGUAAGCGUUUUGUUGCUUUCUCUCUUGAGACCAUACAUUAUUUUCAUACACCUUUGGGAGUCUGAAAGGAUGAUAAUUGGUCCCUGGUCAUGAAAUGAAACCUAAUCUGUCUCUCAUUCACUCUCUAUUCCAUGAUGCAAGCUCUGCACUCCUCAUCUUUCGACAACUUUUACAGUCUAGUGCCAACCCCAACCAUCUUACCUUUUCUUUACUCAUCAAAGCGUGCCUUUCUUCCUCUUCUUCUUUCUCGCGUGGAUCACCCACUGCCUGGCUACAAGUAAACCAGAUUCAAACCCAGUUGUUGAAACGGGGCAUUGACCAAUUUCUAUAUGUAAACACCGCUCUCAUUGACUUCUACAUGAAACUUGGCUUCACUACCCAUGCACGCCAACUGUUCGAAGAUUUGCCUUCUGCAGAUGUUGUUUCAUGGAAUGUAUUGAUUUGUGGAUAUUCACAACAUGGGCAUCCUCAUGACGCCCUUCAACUCUUUGUCCACAUGCUAAGAGAGAGUUUCAGACCUAACCAAACAACUAUUGCUAGUUUGUUACCAUCUUGUGGUCGCCGUGAACUUUUCCUUCAAGGUAGAUCCGUUCACGCAUUUGGAAUCAAAGCUGGUCUGGGUUUGGAUCCUCAGUUGAGUAAUGCACUUACCUCAAUGUAUGCUAAAUGUGAUGACUUGGAAGCAUCCCAACUCUUGUUUCAAGAAAUGGGUGAGAAAAAUGUUAUCUCUUGGAAUACCAUGAUUGGUGCCUAUGGCCAAAAUGGUUUCGAGGACAAGGCAGUUUUGUGCUUUAAAGAGAUGCUGAAGGAAGGUUGGCAACCCAGUCCAGUGACAAUGAUGAACCUUAUGUCAGCUAAUGCAGUUCCGGAAACUGUCCAUUGCUAUAUUAUCAAAUGUGGCUUCACCGGUGAUGCAUCUGUUGUUACCUCACUAGUUUGUCUAUAUGCAAAGCAAGGGUUCACUGAUAUGGCAAAAUUGCUUUACGAAUGUUAUCCCACCAAAGACCUGAUUUCGUUAACUGGGAUAAUCUCUAGCUAUUCUGAAAAGGGCGAGGUAGAAUCUGCGGUUGAGUGUUUUAUCCAAACUCUGAAGUUAGACAUAAAACCAGAUGCAGUUGCCUUGAUUAGUGUCCUUCAUGGAAUUAGUGAUCCUUCUCAUUUUGCUAUUGGAUGUGCUUUCCAUGGUUAUGGGUUGAAGAAUGGGCUGACUAAUGAUUGCUUAGUUGCAAAUGGGCUAAUAAGCUUUUAUUCAAGAUUUGAUGAGAUAUUAGCUGCUUUGUCUUUGUUUUUUGACAGGAGUGAAAAACCGUUGAUCACUUGGAAUUCUAUGAUAUCUGGCUGCGUUCAGGCUGGAAAAUCAAGUGAUGCCAUGGAGUUGUUCUGCCAAAUGAACAUGUGUGGACAAAAACCAGAUGCAAUUACUAUCGCUAGUCUACUAUCAGGGUGUUGCCAGCUUGGGUACUUGCGGAUUGGAGAGACACUGCAUGGCUAUAUCCUUAGAAACAAUGUGAAAGUUGAAGAUUUUACAGGAACUGCUCUAAUAGAUAUGUAUACUAAGUGUGGAAGAUUAGAUUAUGCUGAAAAGAUAUUUUAUAGCAUCAAUGAUCCAUGUUUGGUAACAUGGAACUCCAUCAUAUCGGGUUACAGUUUAUAUGGACUUGAACACAAAGCUUUCGGUUGUUUUUCUAAACUGCAAGAACAAGGGCUAGAACCUGAUAAAAUCACUUUCUUGGGAGUUUUAGCAGCAUGCACUCAUGGAGGACUUGUCUACGCAGGAAUGGAAUACUUUCGUAUCAUGAGAAAAGAGUAUGGUUUGAUGCCAACUUUGCAGCAUUAUGCUUGCAUUGUUGGCCUCUUGGGUCGGGCAGGGUUGUUCAAGGAAGCAAUUGAAAUUAUUAACAACAUGGAAAUUCGGCCUGAUUCUGCUGUAUGGGGGGCACUGUUAAGUGCUUGUUGGAUUCAACAGGAAGUAAAGCUUGGGGAAUGCUUGGCCAAAAAUUUGUUUUUAUUGAAUUACAAAAACGGGGGAUUUUAUGUAUCAUUGUCAAAUCUUUAUGCGAUUGUUGGGAGGUGGGAUGACGUAGCAAGGGUGAGGGAUAUGAUGAGAGACAGUGGAGGAGAUGGAUCUUCAGGUGUUAGUGUUAUUGAAGUGACACCCCUCAGAGACAUCAAUAACAACUUGUGCCCGAGUGAGGUCUAUUUGAAUACAAGCACUUGGCAGCAUUUGUGUCUAUGUUGACUUCAUAGUACAAUAACUACCAUUUUUUCGCUGCA